CAUGGAAUUUAAUAGUCACGUGUAAUUGUUGAUAAAUCGUUGUCAAAUAGGGAUGUUUAACCGCUUUCGCUUUCACUUGUUGACCUGAUGGAAGAAUUUCGUAGAGUAAAGGUUCAAAGCUGAAUUUCUGCAUACUGUAACGCCAUCCUUAAAGUGGUUCAUAAUGAUAUUUUACUGGAUUCCCGUGUGUUCCUUGUUUUUUGUUGUUGAUGCCAGUAAUUUGAAAAAUGCGUCUGUUACAUUCGACAAACAGACAGGAAAAUUUGUGAUUCACGACUUCAUUGCUGAGAACUCAGUUGCAUACGGCACCUUUUUGGACGAAAUUUUUACGACUGGGUGGUCAUAUUUGGAAGUGAAGACUAAUGAUUUAUUCUCAGAUCCAAUGCAGGCCUACAGUGCUGGCCUUGUUGAAGGAUUUCUAACUUCUGAUUUACUUCGAAAGCAUUGGAAUAAUUUAGCUGCUGAUUAUUGCAAGGGAGAAGAGUCUUACUGUAAACGCCUAGGAUCAUUUCUGCAGAAAAAUUUAGAUUUUAUAAACAGUAAUGUAAAAACUAGAAGACAGUAUAAUGUAUAUUGGCAUCAAGUAGCUUUAACUUUAGAGCAGCUGCAUGGCUUAGAAGAUGGGUUCAAGAAUAUAACCAGUGAGCCAUCUACUGAAGUAGAUGUUUUAGGUUUCUUAUUACUUAAUAUCAUGGGUGAUUUAGAAGAUUUAGAAGUUGUUCUUAAAAAGAACAAUUUGAAAAAGGUGCUUGGGAGUGGAUCUUGCUCAGGUUUAGUGAAGGUUCUUCCAAAUAAUGAAAACCUAUAUGUUGCCCAAGAUACCUGGUCUGGCUAUAAUUCUAUGCUGCGCAUUUUAAAAAAGUAUAGUUUCAGCUUCCAUACUGCUAUGAAUGAAGGCUCUCCAGUAAUUCCUGGUCAUACAAGCACAUUCUCUUCUCAGCCUGGUCUUAUAUUUUCUCAAGAUGAUUUUUAUCUGAUAUCAUCUGGGCUUGUUGCAAUAGAAACUACUAUUGGAAAUAGCAAUACAAGUUUGUAUGACUUUGUUACUCCAGAAGGAGCAAUUUUAGAAUGGCAAAGGAACAUUAUUGCCAACAGAUUGGCAAAGGAUGGAAGGCAGUGGGCAAAUUUAUUUGAAAUCAUGAAUAGUGGCACGUAUAAUAAUCAGUGGAUGAUUGUAGAUUAUAAAAAAUUCAUGCCUGGAAAGCCUCUUCAAGAUGGACUGUUGUGGGUGCUGGAACAGUUACCUGGCUAUACACAUAGUGAAGAUGUGACAAAACUUUUGAGAGAUCAAGGCUAUUUCCCGUCAUAUAAUGUUGCCUAUUUUCCAGAUGUCUUCAAUUUAAGUGGAGCCCAAAUCAAUGCCCAGAAAUAUGGAGACUGGUUUACAUAUGAUAAAUGCCCUCGUGCCAUGAUAUUCAGAAGAGAUCAAGGAAAAGUUUCUGAUGUACCAAGCAUGAUCAAAUUGAUGAGAUACAAUGAUUAUACAAAUGAUCCUUUAUCUCGUUGCAACUGUACACCUCCUUAUAGUGCAGAAAAUGCCAUUUCUGCUCGCUGUGAUCUCAAUCCCAUUAAUGGAACUUAUCCAUUUGCUGCUUUAGGCCACAGACAGCAUGGAGGUACAGAUAUGAAGUUAACAACAUUUGAUCUGUUUCAAAAUAUGGAAUUUGUGGCAUUUGGAGGCCCCACAUACGAUCCCUUACCACCAUUUCAGUGGAGCAAAUCAGAUUUUGACAAAGUGGUGAAGCAUGAUGGCCAUCCUGAUCUGUGGAAGUUCAAACCUAUAAUACAUAAAUGGAUUAAUUGAGCUAAGUUUAAACUUGUGAUAUUGUGAGAAGUGAUUUGUUGCAUAUGAAAUUGAUAUAAGAAAUGUUGUUGUUUUAUAACAAAAAUAAAUUAUGAUACUGAAAAUGUAAGUACAGGUAUAUUUAACUGCAUUUUUUUGUGCUAUAAAUCCUUAAAUUUUUUUAAUGUAAAGUCAUUUCUAUAUAGAAAACUAGAAAAGUGAUUUGCUGCAUUACUUAACUGAAAGUUCUUCAGCCUUAAAAAGCAAUGAUACAGGCAGCUUUAUUAAUAUUUAUUGUAUAGAACAACUUUAUUAUAUAUUUUUAUCAACCAAAAAUUGUGGUUAAAAUAAUUUUUUUUUAUAAUAAAUGCUCUGAAAUGUAUAUUUUUAAAGGCAUGAUAUUUUUAUCUAAAUGCUGGUUAAUGACUGAAUUUUUGUAUUGCAUUAGGAAUUUACAAUGUGAAAAAUGUCACAAGAACAACACAUUUAUGCAAUUUCAUUGCUCAAUGGAUACUUUUCCUUCCAAAGUAUUUUUAAUCAGUUCCUGAUUUGUACAUAUAAUUAUUUUUAUAAUUUUCACCCAUUUAUGUGCAUGGACAAUGCUGGCUUAUAAUAAAAUUUAUUAGAAUGUU
This is a messenger RNA of Stegodyphus dumicola, 2415 nucleotides long. Its product is annotated as putative phospholipase B-like 2. The record is from RefSeq and is a predicted model, not a curated record. Gene Ontology annotation, biological process: phospholipid catabolic process. Gene Ontology annotation, molecular function: glycerophospholipase activity. Gene Ontology annotation, cellular component: extracellular region. NCBI's taxonomy places the organism in Eukaryota, Metazoa, Arthropoda, Arachnida, Araneae, Eresidae.